This is a messenger RNA of Hyposmocoma kahamanoa, 1988 nucleotides long. RefSeq names its product pyruvate dehydrogenase E1 component subunit beta, mitochondrial-like (gene Pdhb). Lineage: Eukaryota; Metazoa; Arthropoda; Insecta; Lepidoptera; Cosmopterigidae. Gene Ontology annotation, biological process: pyruvate decarboxylation to acetyl-CoA. The coding region runs from base 1 to 636 and encodes 211 amino acids. Gene Ontology annotation, molecular function: pyruvate dehydrogenase (acetyl-transferring) activity. The record is from RefSeq and is a predicted model, not a curated record. The transcript has 6 exons.
AUGGUGUACAGGGUGUUACAUAGUAAAAACAAUCACAUCAUGGACUCUUAUCGCGCACAAGCACAACAAAGUAGAACGGAAGAGAGUCUACUAAAAGCAGCCAUCAGAGAUCCCGACCCAGUGGUGGUACUCGAGGAUGAAAUUAUGUAUGGUGUUGCAUUUCCCAUGUCUGACGAGGCUCUUUCAAACGAUUUUGUUUUGCCAAUUGGCAAGGCAAAAGUGGAACGUGAAGGCAAACAUAUCACGCUCGUGUGCGCGGGCAGAGCCACGGACACGGCGCUGCAGGCCGCCAACGACCUGGCGGGGGAAGGUAUCGAGUGCGAGGUGAUCAACCUGCGGUCGCUGCGGCCGCUGGACUUCGACGCCAUCGCGCGCUCCGUGGCCAAGACGCACCACUUGGUGACGGUGGAGCAGGGCUGGCCGCAGUCGGGCAUCGGCGCGGAGAUCUGCGCGCGCGUCAUGGAGUCGGCCGCCUUCUUCGAGCUGGACGCGCCCGCGUGGCGCGUGACGGGCGCCGACGUGCCGAUGCCCUACGCGCGGGGGCUGGAGGCGCGCGCGCUGCCCGCCAGAGCCGACGUGGCGGCCGCCGCGCGCGCCGUGCUGGGCAACAGAAUCCAGCAAGCCGCGAGUCAAUAGCCAAAGCCAGCGAAUCUCUAGCGAAAUGAAAGGGUUUACACUGUAAAUAAAUCAUUAUUUAUUAUUUAUACGGAAUAUAACAUGCACGGAAUCGUCCAGACGCUACACUUUUACUGUCCGAAAACACGCACGUUUGUAACGCGUUCCAGUAAGUUGUCAAUUAAAAGAACUAGAUAAAAUGCUGUCAAAAACCCGAUUACGGAUAAAAAAAAUACAAAUUAUAUUCUCUUAGCAUUGAAUAUGCGAUCUGGCAACGUCACUAUUUCCUAUCACUUGUGAAGAUUUAAAUUAUUUCUUUGAUUAUUUAUACGUUACGAGCAAUUUAAUUAACCGGGCAUUAUUAAUACGGGGCGAUCAUUAUAAAUAAUAACCAAGAGCAUCGGCCAAAUUAAUAAAUUUAUUUCUUAGGCUGGUCCGUAUUAAUCAUGCUCAACUGCACAUUUGAUAUAUAGAAGCUUAUGAAAGCGUGAAUUUAUCACUUCGACCAAGCGACAUGAAUAGUUCCCUAGUUCUACCGGGCAAUAACCUAAAACAAUAGAGACCAUUUGUGUUGUUUACUUUGACCAAGAUACGGUGGAUUCAUACUGACCGGGAAAUAUGAUUAACGCGAGCAUUGUGAAGGCAAAUUGGUCAUUAUCUAUAAUGACUGGGCGUAUUAAAUUGCUCGUGACAUAUAUAUAUAUAUAUAGAAUAAUUCAUUUUAAUCGGUAUAUUUUAACGAUGAUCAUAUAAUUUUAAUGGAAGGUGUGCUUUGUGUGUCACUGUAGUGUAUCCCCUAGUUUGCCACCCUUAUAAGUGGAAUAUUUUAUUCAAAUUGAAAUGGUACCACUACUGAGGCACCCUCUUUCCAACAAAAAAAUAAUCAAAACAGUCCAAUUGAGAACCUCCUCCUUUUUUUGAGGUCGGUUAAAAAUACUAACCGCCUGCAGUACAUGAAAUUUACAGUAAGAUUAGCAUAACAACUACCCUGUCAAAAUCUAACGGUGACCCCUCAAGGGUCAUCCCUACAAUCUAUCCAGUGUAGCCAUUGACCUUUGUUGUUUGUGUAGCCUUAAAUCGUGACCUUAAAAUAAAUGUAGGUCGAAAAAUAGAUAGGUAAAUGAGCGAAGGGACGAAAAAUUGAGGUUGGUAGCAGAAUAGAGGUACACGUAGUACAAUGUGUGUAGGGGGUAAUAAUCUCACUGCCGAUCAAGCAGUGAGAGGAUACUGUAAUAAAGCAUUAGCACGAUAUCAUGUCCCUUCAGCGGACAUCCAAGUGGCUAAUAAAUAUUAAACUUAUUAAUAUACACAAGUAUUCCUUUGUAAUCUACAAAUUUCUAAAAAUUAUGUCGCUAUAGGUUUACGUAGUUCAC